AGUGUAGUAACCAUUUCCGGGUCCUCUUUUUGAUCAGAACAAAUCUUUGAAAGAAAGAAAAAGAAUUCCUCGAAUUAUUGUAAGAUAUUCUACUUUUUGUUGGUUUGGCUUCUACACGAUACCUGUUUCUGGCUUUAGUUUUGCUUUGGCUUCUUAUCUGCUUAUCUUAUCGAGGAGAAAGAAAGGAUUUCUUUUUGGUUUCUGGGUUUCGUGCGUUUCACUUUCCCUGGCCAAGUAGCGGAGGAAUGUUCUUGCUUUGAUUGAGUUCUGAAGCGAUCCGAACACUUCCUAAUUCAACUUCUGAUCUGCAAAAACCAAGAAAGAAACUUUCUUUUGCUUUUUAGAGAGCCCAAAGAUUGUUCCUUCUUUCCUUCGAAGACAUCGAAAAAUAGGAGCAAGGGAGAUUUUGUAUAGAUGGCAACUUUAGGAGAUAUAGGGGUUGCAGCAGGCAUUAAUCUGCUAAGUGCGGUUGUAUUCUUUCUAGCGUUUGCCAUCUUGAGGCUUCAACCUUUCAACGACAGGGUUUAUUUCCCGAAAUGGUAUCUCAAGGGUUUAAGAAGCAGUCCUUCGAGGUCUGGAGCAUUUGUGAGGAAAUUUGUCAACUUGGAUUUCCGUUCCUACUUGAGGUUCUUGCAUUGGAUGCCUGAGGCACUCAAAAUGCCAGAACCCGAGCUUAUUGAACACGCUGGAUUGGAUUCGGCUGUUUAUUUGCGCAUUUACUUGAUAGGGCUAAAGAUUUUUGUCCCUAUCGCGUUCCUUGCAUGGGCAGUCUUAGUGCCAGUUAAUUACACGAAUAAAACAUUGGAAUUGCAGCUGAAGAAUGUAACUUCAAGUGACAUUGAUAAGCUCUCGAUUUCAAACAUUCGACUUGGAUCAGAUAGGCUUUGGACUCAUAUUGUAGUGGCUUAUGCCUUUACCUUCUGGACAUUCUAUGUGUUGCUAAAGGAGUAUGAGACAGUUGCUGCUAUGCGGUUGCAAUUUCUUGCAUCAGAAAAACGCCGGCCAGACCAAUUUACUGUACUUGUUAGGAAUGUACCACCAGAUCCAGAUGAAUCUGUCAGUGAGUCUGUGGAGCAUUUUUUCCUGGUCAAUCACCCAGAUACCUAUCUUACACAACAGGCGGUAUGCAAUGCAAACAAACUUGCUAAAUUGGUGAAGAAGAGGAAAAGUAAGCAGAAUUGGCUUGACUAUUACCAACUGAAGUAUUCCAGAAAUAGUGCAAAAAGGCCUUUUAUGAAGACUGGUUUUCUUGGGCUCCGGGGUGAAAAAGUUGAUGCAAUUGAUCAUCACAUAUCUGAAAUUGAGAAGUUAUCCAAGGAAAUAGCUGAAGAGAGAGAGAGGGUUAAGAAAGAUCCUAAAUGCAUAAUGCCAGCAGCAUUUGUUUCCUUUAAAUCUCGGUGGGGUGCAGCUGUUUGUGCUCAAACCCAACAAUCCAGGAAUCCAACUUUGUGGUUAACAGAGUGGGCAUCUGAGCCACGUGAUGUAUAUUGGCAAAACCUGGCAAUUCCAUACGUCUCACUAGCAGUUAGGAGGCUGAUCAUGGCUGUAGCAUUCUUUUUCCUGACUUUCUUUUUCAUGAUCCCAAUUGCAUCUGUACAAGCUCUGGCCAGCAUUGAGGGCCUUGAGAAAGCAGCACCAUUCCUAAAGCCCCUAAUUGAAAUAAAAUUUAUAAAAUCGGUAAUCCAAGGUUUUCUGCCUGGUAUCGUAUUGAAGCUCUUUCUCAUUUUUCUGCCAACUAUAUUGAUGAUUAUGUCCAAGUUUGAAGGAUUUACAUCAAUAUCAUCUUUAGAGAGGAGAUCAGCAACUAGAUACUAUCUUUUCAAUUUAGUGAAUGUAUUCCUCGGCAGCGUAAUUGCUGGCAGUGCACUGGAACAGCUAAACACAUUUAUUAAGCAAUCAGCAAAUGAAAUUCCUAAGACAAUUGGUGUAGCUGUACCAAUGAGAGCAACUUUUUUCAUUACUUACAUCAUGGUCGAUGGAUGGGCUGGAAUAGCAGCAGAGAUUUUGAUGCUGAAACCACUUAUAAUUUAUCACUUGAAGAAUUUUUUGUUGGUGAAAACGGAAAAGGAUAGGGAGGAGGCAAUGGAUCCGGGAAGUUUGGGCUUCAACACCGGGGAACCUCGUAUACAACUGUAUUUUCUACUUGGCAUGGUUUAUGCUACUAUCACACCUGUUCUGCUUCCUUUCAUUAUAGUUUUCUUUGGGCUAGCUUAUGUUGUCUUCCGUCAUCAGAUCAUUAAUGUCUACAAUCAAGAGUAUGAGAGUGCUGCAGCAUUCUGGCCUGAUGUCCAUGGACGCAUUAUAAUUGCAUUGCUUAUCUCGCAAAUCGCUCUCAUAGGAUUGUUAAGUACAAUGCAAGCUGCUCAGUCAACACCAUUUCUCAUUGCUCUUGCUGUCCUCACCAUUUGGUUCUACAGAUUCUGCAAAGCCCGAUAUGAACCUGCUUUUGUUAGAUAUCCUCUACAGGAAGCAAUGAUGAAAGACACUUUGGAACGUGCAAGGGAACCAAACCUCAAUUUGAAACCUUAUCUUCACAAUGCAUAUGUCCAUCCAGUUUUCAAAGAGGAAGAUGAUGAUGACGGCGACGACUUUAUGUUUAAGUCAGAAAAUGAGAGUGUGUUGGUCCCCACAAAACGCCAAUCUCGAAGGAACACACCAGUGCCUAGCAGAAUUAGUGGUGCAUCCUCACCAUCGUUGCCGGAGGCUGUUCCUGAACAUUCAGAGCCCUAA
This is a messenger RNA of Theobroma cacao (cacao), 2730 nucleotides long. RefSeq names its product hyperosmolality-gated Ca2+ permeable channel 1.2-like. Gene Ontology annotation, cellular component: plasma membrane. NCBI's taxonomy places the organism in Eukaryota, Viridiplantae, Streptophyta, Magnoliopsida, Malvales, Malvaceae. The record is from RefSeq and is a predicted model, not a curated record. Gene Ontology annotation, molecular function: calcium-activated cation channel activity.